This is a messenger RNA of Zychaea mexicana, 830 nucleotides long. Its product is annotated as C2 domain-containing protein. NCBI's taxonomy places the organism in Eukaryota, Fungi, Mucoromycota, Mucoromycetes, Mucorales, Lichtheimiaceae. The coding region runs from base 200 to 601 and encodes 133 amino acids. The transcript is spliced from 3 exons. Gene Ontology annotation, molecular function: calcium ion binding. The record is from RefSeq and is a predicted model, not a curated record.
CUCUUCUUCAUUCUCACUCAUCCCUGAUCAUUUCCUCAUGUCCAACUUGAAGCUUCGUAUUGGCGUCAUUGGUGCCCGCAACCUUGCCGCAGCUGACAAAACAGGCUACUCAGAUCCUUAUGUGGUCUUUCGCGUAGAGUAAGUACCAGAAACGGAUAGGCAGGAUAAAGGAGGCUACAGGAAUGCUUAGACAUAUGGUAUGUGCAACAGCGACAAGAAGUACACCACCAAGGUGAUCAAGCAGACGUUGGAUCCCGUUUGGAACUACGAGUUUGAAAUCCCUAUUGGUGCUGACAAGGUGCCAAGACCAUUCAACGUGACAGUAUGGGACAAGGACACCUUUGGACGUGAUUUCCUUGGCGAAAUCUCGAUUCCUGUCAAAAACUGCUUCGACCGCAAUGCUGGUGGUGUUGCUGACGGUAUGCCUCGCCACUACAACGACCCUCAAAACUUACCACAGUGGUUUGGUCUCAACAAGCGGAGCGAGAAAAGUAACAUUUCCGGUGAAGUUCAGAUUAAAUUUGGCUUUAUUGAGCAGCAUGUCCGAGACCCUCAGCAAUACGCUGACGCUUGGGAGCAGCUAUUUGGCCCAAGUAACUGAAGCAUUCGGCCUUAAUUACCGCUUAUAUCAGCCCCUACUGUCCUCAUGUGGGGAUUCGAAAGAAGCAACUGUACAAAAUCAAUCAUCCAAAGCAGUAGAACAUCCUCGAUUCCCUUCAACACCACCCCUGAAAACGCAUCAAUUUGAAAUAGACAAUCUUAGUAAAUAUAUCAUUAAUUGAAAAGAAAGCGUUUGAUCCUUAAGCAUCUUUUGCUUUUCUAUUUUAAAC